Molecule: messenger RNA, 1953 nt
Organism: Plutella xylostella (diamondback moth)
Lineage: Eukaryota; Metazoa; Arthropoda; Insecta; Lepidoptera; Plutellidae
Product: myrosinase 1
Biological process (GO): carbohydrate metabolic process
Molecular function (GO): beta-glucosidase activity
Source: RefSeq, a predicted model, not a curated record
CUAAAGAGGUAUUUUGUCAAAUUAAAAGAUUCUGUUCGGUGUCGAAGAUUUUUGCUGCGCAGGCGCACAGGACGGCAGUGCGCGCAAGACUGCCGCGCGCGCACGACGCUUGUUAUAACUUCAACGCAUUUUUAAAAAAGAUCUCGACUAUACGGCCUCUAAAUAUAAAAACUCCUUUCUAAGUAAAGCGAUGCCGAGUUCAAGUUAAACUAAUUUGUAGAGCUUUGUGAUAGUAAAAGUGAUAUUUUUAAUUUAUAUUUACUUAUAGUUAUUUAAUACAGUGAUAUUUUAAAAUGGCGCGGUGUUUAAUUGUAGCUGUUUUAUGUUUAAGCGGUUAUGCGUUAGCGUGGGACCUGUCGGGAGGGAAGACCACGAACUACACGUUUCCGAAGGACUUCCUGUUCGGGGUCUCCACAGCAGCAGGCCAGAUCGAGGGCGCCUGGAACAUCGACGGCAAAUCCGAGAGCAUAUGGGACCACCUGAUCCACACGCACCCUGAGUUUGUUAAAGACCAUACGAAUGCGGACGUGGCGGCCGACUCCUACCGCCUCUAUAAACGAGACGCCGAGAUGGUCAAGGAACUCGGAGUGGACAUCUACCGGUUCUCCAUCGCCUGGCCCAGGGUGCUUCCGAGCGGCUUCGCCAAUGACAUCAACCCUCUCGGCAUCCAAUAUUACAAGAACCUAAUCAACGAGCUGGUUAAACACAACGUCACUCCCAUGGUCACCAUCUACCACUGGGACUUGCCGCAAAAGCUGCAGGACAUCGGAGGGUGGACUAACGUCAACAUGGUGGACUAUUACACGGAUUACGCGAAGGUGCUGUUCGACAACUUUGCUGACCAGGUCAAGUACUGGGUGACGUUCAACGAGCCCAUGCAGACGUGUCUGGAGGGGUAUGGGGGGACGUACCGCGCGCCCGCCCUGAACCGGCACGGCAUCGCCGAGUACCUCUGCACUCACAACCUGCUGAAGGCUCAUGCUAACGCCUAUCAUCUGUAUGACAAGGAGUACCGGCCCAAGUUUGGAGGUAAAAUCGGGAUGUCCCUGGACUCGAACUGGGCGGAACCUAAAACAAACACAACAAGAGACAAGGAUGCCGCCGAAUUGUAUUUACAAACUCAUGUGGGCUGGUACGCGCACCCAGUGUACUCCGCCGAAGGCAACUACCCCCCAGACCUGAUCCGCCUCGUGGACGCCAAGAGCGCCGCCCAGAACUACAGCCGCUCCCGACUGCCCAAGUUCACCCCUGAAGAAGUCACCCACAUCAGGGGAACCGCAGACUUCUUUGGACUCAACCAUUAUACCACGUAUCUGUUGAGCAUGGCUGAUGGGGAGGUCGGGGCGAUACCGUCGCACGAGAAUGAUGUUGGAAUAGUCAGGGUGCAAGAUCCUCAGUGGCCGUCUAAGUCGUCUUCGGCUUGGUUGAAGGUGGUCCCAUUCGGCUUCCGUCGCCUCCUCCACUGGAUCACGAAGACCUACAACGGCGUCCCCAUCAUCGUCACAGAGAACGGCUACGCCGAUUUUGACGGCGUGGAGGAUGCGGCUCGAGUGUCGUACUACAGCCACUAUCUGAAUGCGUUGCUGCACGCGCUGCAUGAGGAUAAGAGCAGUGUUCAUGGGUACUUCGCCUGGAGCCUCAUGGACAACUUCGAGUGGGACGACGGCUACGUGUCCCGCUUCGGUCUGUACCUCGUGGACUUCAAUAGCCCGAACAAGACGCGCACGGCGAAGCAGUCGGCGCGGCUCUACUCCGGCGUGGUCCGGAGCCGCGGCCUGCCCCCGGGGUACGACCCCCAGGACUUCAAGGCCUUCUCCUCCGCCUCCCUCCUCGCCCCCUCCCUGCUGCCGCUCACGGCCGUCAUCAAGCUCCUCAUGUGACCGGAGCAUAAAUACUUCUCUUGUAUAUAAAACUAUACGUAUGUAAAACUAUCCAUUAAAUUAAGUAUCAGUA